Molecule: messenger RNA, 2505 nt
Organism: Aureobasidium musti
Lineage: Eukaryota; Fungi; Ascomycota; Dothideomycetes; Dothideales; Saccotheciaceae
Source: the annotation of a GenBank genome assembly
AUGGCACAAGGCCGGCCCCGCCGCAAGAAGACAGUCUUGUCAUCCUCGGACGAUGAAGAUGACUCGAUGCCCACAGUCGACCUGGAAGACGCUCCUGCACACCAUGAGGUCAACGAGACCAAGCCUGCAAGACCAUCACGAUCAAAAGCGAAAGCUCCGGCCUCGACCACGACCAAAGUCUCCCAAUCGCCCUCCAAACCACGACAGAACCGUCAGCCCAAGAAGUCUGCCAUCGAAGCACAACCCAAACGUGCAAACAAGUCCAUCUUCUCCUUCUUCAACCCAACCGCACAGCGCCAUCAGGCCUCAUCCCAGGGCUCGACAAGUCCACCGGCCUCUGCCAUUCCUGCUUCGGCAGAGCUAGACAUUGAGGAUGACAUCUCAGCUGACGAUGCCUCCCUGUCGCAACCAUCCCAGAUUGCCCAGACCCUACGAAAGAGAAAGCUGAUCAAGGACGACCCUGUCGACACCAACCGAGAUGGCCUUCCGGCACCAUCACAGAAGUUUCGCAAAGUGUCUGGCGGCGCUAAAAUCUCCACAAACUCGACCCCUCGUCCGAUCGACAUAAGACCAUGGACCGAACGCUUUGCUCCUGUCGACUUGUCCGAGCUCGCCGUGCACAAAAGAAAAGUUACAGAUGUUCGCAAUCUCUUGGAGUCCGCUUUGUCCGAUCGCCCAAGGCCGAGACUGAUCAUUCUGAAUGGUGCAGCUGGUACUGCCAAAACGACAACUGUCAACCUUCUGGCAAAAGAGAUGGGUAUUGGCAUAAUGGAAUGGAAGAGCCCAGUAGGCACCGACACUGCGAGCAGUGCUUUUACAUCGUAUUCGAGCCAGUUUGAGGACUUUGUCUUUAGAAGCGGAAAGUUCGCUGGUCUUGACCUGGUUCGAAGCGAUGGUACAGCCCAGCCAGCUCUUGCUGCCGUCAAUCAUCACGCCAAACAGAUCAUGCUCGUCGAGGAGUUUCCUAACACUUUUACCAAGUCUUCUCCUGCUCUGCAAAUCUUCAGAAACACCAUUCUGCAAUACCUAGCUGCCCCAGCAUCAUCGAAUCCUACGCCCAUGGUCAUGGUCAUCUCAGAGGCCCUGCUAUCGACCACAACCGCAUCCGCCGAUAGUUUCACUGCUCAUCGCUUGCUCGGUCCCGCUAUUCUAAACCACUCACAGACCGCCUCAAUCGAGUUCAACGAUAUCGCUCCCACCAUCCUGACGAAAGCCCUGGACGCGAUUGUAAUCAAAGAAUCUCGAAAGUCAGGUAGACGCUUUGCACCUGGUCCUGGUGUGCUCAAGCAUCUGGCUGAGACUGGGGACAUCCGGAGUGCUGUAUCCUCUCUAGAGUUCCUAUGUCUUGCUGGCGACGACAGUGGUGCUUGGUCAUCAAAAGUCGCUUUCACAAAGCCCAAAGGUCGUGCGGAGGCUCCGUUGACCAAACAAGAACAAGAGGCUCUGAAGCUGAUCAGCAACCGCGAGAGUAGUCUUGGGAUAUUUCAUGCUGUUGGAAGGGUUGUGUACAACAAGCGCAUUAAUCCCACUAGUCCAGUGCCUCAGCCUCCGACAUGUCUUCCACAACACCGGAAACCCAAAAUACCAGAGCACGAUCCUAACAGUUUAAUUGAUGAAGUUGGCACCGACACGUCGACAUUCGUUGGUGCACUCCAAGAGAAUUACGCCUUGUCGUGCUCGUCCUCAUCAAGCGAAGAUGCAUUGGACUCGCUCAAUGGCUGCAUCGAUGCUCUGUCCGACUUUGACAUGCUUUCUUGCGAUCGCUUUGGUUUUGGUACACGGAUGUCUUCCGGUUCUGCCCAGGACAACCUCCGCCAAGAUGACAUUUCCUUUCAGACUGCCAUUCGUGGUGUUUUGUUCUGGUUACCAACCCCAGUCAACAGGCUUGCAGGGUUACCACGAGGGGCCAAGCGCGGUGACGAGUUCAAAAUGUUCUUUCCAUCAGCUUCGAAGUUGUGGAAGGAGAAGGAAGAAUUUGAGAGCACAUUAGAGAGUGUGAUAACAACAAUGCAUAACCUGGCCACUGGCUCGAGUUCCAAUUCGACCUCUGCAAACACAGAAGGUGUGGCAGCGUGGAAGCGCCAACAGAUAACGGACGCGGCCUCAGAGGAUGAUGCAGACCUAACCCUUACAACCGCUCCCCUUUCGAACACUCUUUUGAGCUCUGGUGCAAGAACCGAGCUGCUCCUUGAGCGGCUACCUUACGCCUCCCAGAUAUUGCCUCAUCAGAAAGACAUACCAACUUUGCUCGUCUCCAAGGUGGACACCUUAACUCGUAUCUCGUCCCAGAAAUCUGCAGCUAUCGCACUAGAUGAUGCAGCCUUGGAUGUAGUCGAGGACAACGAAAGUCUGCAGCAGUCGGAGUGGACUGAUCGUCCUGAUGCCGAGUCAACUGUUAUGAAACGAGGCACUCAGAAGGGCGAGUUCGAGGGAGGUGGAUUGCACAUACCAGUGGAACAUGCAGUCGAGAAGCUUGUGCUCAGCGAUGAUGACAUUGAGGAUUAA